Messenger RNA from Stomoxys calcitrans (stable fly), 4193 nucleotides. RefSeq names its product mucin-19. Bases 1476 to 2948 code for a protein of 490 amino acids. Lineage: Eukaryota; Metazoa; Arthropoda; Insecta; Diptera; Muscidae. The record is from RefSeq and is a predicted model, not a curated record. The transcript is spliced from 5 exons.
UGCUUAUGUUCCUGUAUUGUAGACGUGUUGUUCGCUCGAAUAUCCAGUCUAGUCAAACCAGCCCAAGAGUCAAACAUCUAACCGAAGGCCUGGUGCCACCACCACAAUCAACAGCCAAUAAAAACUAAUGGUCAACAAAAUAUCAUCACUAAAACUCAGUGACAUAUUUCAGUUGUUUCAUUUUAGUUUCAAAGGAGGCCUCAUAAAAGGAUCUCAAACUGAAACUGCGGAAGACGAAACGUAAUUGGAAAAAGGAACUUGGCAACAAAAAAAAAAAAAAAAAUCAACCAAAUAAUGGUCCGCUCAGGCCGCGUUAAAAGUGAAAAGUGCUGAAAACUAAUGUAGCAAUGUAAAGUCCUGUGAGUGCGAGCAAUACACUUAGCCAACGGUGACGGUGUACAUAUUAUGUGUGUACGAUUGUUUCUAAGCUCAGCAUAGGCCUGAGUGAGCAAGUGUGUGUGUGUGUGUUCGUGUGUGCACUAAUCAUUUGAAUGCGUAAAUGUAUAGUGCGGCUCUUUGCUGUUAAGUAUUUGAAGGCCUGGUGUGCGUGUGUGUUUAAGUUUUGUGACCGUUAAUCCAAUAAAAAUGUGAAAUUUUGAGAGGCAAUGUUGAAAGGGGCCGCUAUACAAAUGAAGUUGUUAUCACAAUCACCCAGCAACAAUGGCAAUAAGCAGCUAUAACAGCUACAACAAAAUAAACAACGUCACCUAAAAUUACCACUAAUCAUCCAUCGAAAGUAGUGAAACACGACAACAAUAAAACUAAAACGACAAAAAAAAAGAAAAGAAACCUCCAAGGAAAACGUAAGAAGAAUGAAUGAAUCGAUAAAUUUGACAACACCCCCAACAGAAGCUAUGAUGAAGAAAGAAAGAAAGAAAUAACUGCUAUAAAUCAAAUAGAAUUAAUUAAUUGAAUGCCACACAUGAAUUAAGUUUAAUGUGAAGUACAACGGAAAAUGUGUGUAAAAGCCCAUGGAAUGAAACAAUUCAAGGCAAAGUGUGUAAUGCCCCAUAUGCAACUAUAUGCUGUUUAUAUAUGCUAAAAAAAUAAGAAGUUGUUAAAAUAAGAAUCGUUAUUUGCUAUGCUAAAAAAGUUAACACGACUAGCAAUGUUCUGGUGAGAAAACGAGAAUGUCUCUAAUGGGAUUAACAUAAAAGUCAACGGCUAAGAUUUUGAUGGUCUAAACAAUUGUAUAAUAUUAGCAACAACUACAACUAGCAGUUGGGCAAUAUUUAAGAAAGCAGCCGCUCGGCCGUCUCAGCUGAAUGUUUUGAUUAUUCAGCAAAGCCAAAGGCCCAUAAGGUGGCAACAACAGCAGCACAGGCGAAUUUUCCAGCAAUUCGGUUACCCAAAAGGAUUAUCAUGUUGAACGCUGGUGUCAAAUAUUUAUAUGCGAUCAUUUCCAAUUGAUAGCCAACCGGAAAAUAAGAGACUGGGGAUGAAAAACCACAAUAAAAAGGAUUUGAUUUUAAAAUAUGCAGAAACAAGAAAAAAGACGCGAAUUGCGCCUGAAACGAUUUUGGCGCUCGCCAAAAACCACUUCAUCCGAAGAAUCAACCGGAUACGAGAGUCCUACGCGUGCCAAGAACUCAAAUGAUGUCCAACGUUUUAAUCAUUUGCACUACACCAGUUUGGCUCAGAGUGCACCCCACCAUGAUGGUGGGGCGGAUAGCGAAGGUGGUGGCGGUGGGGGUCGCGGCAGCAGCAACAACAAGAACAAAUCUUGCUUGAGUGUGGGCGGAGGAGGAUCGUCGUUGAACAAUAAGCCAACAUGUUCGUUGCCGUUACUGCAAGUCUGGCCAAGUCAGGAUUCACCCCGAGGCGAAGCGGAUGGCCAGUCUUUUAUUUUUCCUGCGAUUGCUGAGACCAGCACCAGUAGCAGUAGCGGUGGCGGCAACAGCACCAGCACCAGCGGCGGAGGCACCACCCUGAUCACCAGCACCUCGGGGGGUAAUAGCAAUAGCAACAGUGCCAGCAAUCACUUGACUCUCAACACCGAGGAAAGGCGCAACUCACUAUACUGUGAUACCUUGCAUGCCGGCGAUUCGGGAAUCGAUUCGGUGCAGGCCUCACCAUCACCCAAUGCAUUGCCCCCACCGCCGGGCUCCACCCUGAUUGGCAUGGCCAAUCCUUCGGCUGAUAUUGGUUCCUGCAAUGUUUCACCUGCCACCACACCGACCCAGGGUUCGCCCAAUCUCUCCCUUAUGGGGGCCAACAGAAUGGGCGCCCGAGCCAGCAUAAGUGUGGGCGCUCCAAACUAUCGCCGCAAGUCCAGUGCACUGCUGCAUCCGGAUCAUGCGCGGCUGUUCGCUUUGCGCAUGAAACAUGCCGCCGCCUUGGAAAGAGCCCAAACCUCGCCGGAUCAAACCUCCAUCGAGGAUGCGACUGAGUUCCAUGACAAUGGUCUGGCUACAAAUUUGCGUCUCUGUUCUGCCUCGUCAUCGACGACGUCGUCGCUAACCUCCGUGGCCGCGGUAAGCUUGGGCGGAGGAGUAUCCUCCUCUGCCGCUGCAGCAGCUGCACUAGCAGCUGCCGCCGGUGCGGGGGCCCAGCAGCGAGUCUCCGAUCCGUGGCUACAGCCGCAAUCAGAUCGAGAAAGAGAUUCUCGUCACGAACGCCGUCGUUCUUCGACUGUCACCCGUUACUCCCUCUUCGAUGCGCUGGAUCUUGAGUAUGCCCUACUGCGAGCCGCAGCCCGAGGCUCCGUCGGUCCCUACUCUCUGAGCGAAUCGAUACACAAACUAACUUUCACGCAAUCACUGGCCUUCCCGGCCUUGGCGCGCGGUCUGGCUUCCAAACGUCGACGCUCCAACACCAGAAUGAGUUCGCGACCCCUCAACCCCAAUGAAUCCGGUCUGAAUACCUGCGCCAAAGUGGUGACCGCGGUCAUUUUAGUGGCAAUCUCUUUUAUGGUCUUUCUCAUAGUGUAUAAAUUUGUACGGACGUGAGGUUUACUCCUGGCCCCGACAGAUUUUCCCGUCACAUAUCAAAACGCCUACACGCUGACAUCGUCAUCGACCACAGCGCUAACGGGAAAUAAUAGCAGUGUAUUGAAACCACUGUCGGGGUUCAGGAGAGUGUUGGGUAUCAAAGAAAGAGAUUGAGAAAGACAACUGCACAAAAUUCGCAAAAAAAAAAGUAAUAAAAACAAAAUAAAUCCAACCUAAAAUAAGUGUUUUAUUGUGAUACUAAGAAAAAAACCAAGAAAAUAACAAUUCAAAGCCUAACCAAUCCAAACAAAACAAACAUUAAGUGGAUCCAAAUCAAAUUAAGAAGAAGUAAGGAAAUUAUGUUAUAAUUCUAAAAAUUGCAAAAAAAAACCAAUGAAAUGAAGUGAAAUGUGUUAACAUUUAAAGUAUUUAUAAAUGAAAAAAGGAACAAAAACUUAACAAAUACAACAACAUAUAAUCAACUGAUAAAUUAAACAUAUCUUUUCCAAGAUCUACAACAACAACUAAAAUUAUUUUAAAAACACACACAAUAACAACCAGAACAACGCCUGCGUCAGCAAGCGUAACUGCUCCCUAACCUCCCCUUCCCUAACAUACUCACACAGCCGACUCCUUCAGCCAAUAGUCAAUACUUUCAAAUUUAGAAAAUCCUCAUCUCACACUAAGACAGUUCCACAAAACUGGAUGGGAUGAUAGUCAGCCCAAAACUACUUCCCCCAGCCUUUUAGCCUCUUUUAGCUUUUAAUCCAAGAGUAGAACUAGUUAACAUCAUAAGGCCUAGUUUAUAAGCCAAAGCUUAACAUAAGAAAGAAAAAAGGUUUCCUUUUUUAGAGAAAUAAAUUAAAAAGAAAAAAGUACACAAAAAAGUAAAACAAAUAAUGAAUUUUUAUAUGAAAGAAAAAAAUGCUCAAGUUGUUACUAAAUAAAUUCUAUAUUUUUGUCCCUGAAAUGUAUUCGCUUAUCUAUAAAAAUUAUGCAAAAAAAUUAAAUCUAAAGCAAAUCUCCGCCCCUCCAGAGCCUCAAAACCAGAAGACUUUAUAAAACAAUCCAUUAAAGCUCUUACAUUGACUUGCACGAUAUACUAAAAGCAUGUUGUUGUUAUUAUUAUUUUCGCCACUAUUAUUUGCCAUGUUAUAUAUUGUUUGCAUUGCUUCAUAGAAGGAUAACUUAAUAACGCCGCUCACUCUUUAUGGUGUCACAAACAACCAAUAAAGCCCCUUAUCCUCGAGGAUGACACUUCUU